This is a messenger RNA of Armigeres subalbatus, 889 nucleotides long. RefSeq names its product protein FRG1 homolog (gene FRG1). Gene Ontology annotation, molecular function: actin filament binding. The transcript has 4 exons. Lineage: Eukaryota; Metazoa; Arthropoda; Insecta; Diptera; Culicidae. Bases 82 to 873 code for a protein of 263 amino acids. The record is from RefSeq and is a predicted model, not a curated record. Gene Ontology annotation, cellular component: nucleolus; catalytic step 2 spliceosome; striated muscle dense body.
UUUCGUUUAAAGCAAAAAUAAAAACAAAAACAUCUGUUGUGAGCUGAAAACCUAAAUAAAAUUGUUGCAAAUACAAGAAAAAUGUCUGAAUAUAGUGUCGCUAAAAGCAGCAGACUUGUUCUGAAAGGAGAAAAAUCAGAAGGUCACAAACGCAAGCACAAAAAACACAAAAAGGACAAAGAAUCAAAAAAGGUUCGCCUUGAAGCAGACGAAGACGCUCUAAAGCACGGAGGCUGGUGGAAAGUGUCCAAGACCACGGAAAUAACCGGCUCCAUCGCUAUUCAGUUUGGCAAGCGAGCGUACAUUCGCGCCCUGGAUAAUGGAACAUUCACUCUCGGAGCUCCUCAUGACGCAGGCGAUGGCCCGGACCCGGAGGAGAUCUUUACUGCCGUACUGAUCAACGAGGAAAAGGUUGCGUUCAAAUCUGGCUACGGAAAAUAUUUGAAAGCUGAAAAGGACGGAAUGAUCACGGGACGGUCCGAUGCGGUGUCGGCUUUAGAGCAGUUCGAGCCGGUAUUCGAAGGUCCCAGGAUGGCGCUACUAGCCGCGAACGGGUGCUUCGUUUCGGUAGAUCCCGAGGAUGAUGCUGUGGUGGCGAUAAAGAAGAAAGUUGGCGACAACGAGGUGUGCGUGGCGAGAAGCUGUGCCACUCGAGAGGAGAAAACAACCAAGGAAGUGGCCGUUGAGGAAGAAGGCGACCUCGAUCAGGUCGAAAUCAAUUAUGUCAAAAAGUUCCAGAAAUUCCAGGACAAAAAACUGCGCGUCAAUACCGAAGAUAAAGUCGCACUGAAGCGAGCCAAAGACGAAGGUGCGCUCCAUGAAGCCCUGUUGGACCGACGCAGCAAGAUGAAAGCGGAUAGAUAUUGCAAAUAAACGUCUCUCAGCACAA